CGGCGGGCGAUGCGCUUCCUCCGCUGAGCGCAGCGCGGCCGAGCCGGCAGGAUGACGGUGGAGUUCGAGGAGUGCAUCAAGGACUCGCCCCGGUUCCGGGCGACCAUCGAUGAGGUGGAAACGGACGUGGUGGAGAUCGAGGCCAAGCUGGACAAGCUGGUGAAGCUCUGCAGCGGCAUGAUCGAGGCUGGCAAGGUUUACAUCACCACCAACAAACACUUCGUCAGCGGCGUGCGGGACCUGUCCCAGCAGUGCAGGAAGGACGAGAUGAUCUCGGAGUGCCUGGAUAAAUUUGGGGACAGCCUGCAGGAAAUGAUCAAUUAUCACAUGAUCCUGUUUGACCAGGCGCAGAGGUCGGUCCGGCAGCAGCUGCACAAUUUUGUCAAAGACGACGUGCGGAAGUUCAAGGAGACCAAGAAGCAGUUCGACAAGGUGCGGGAGGACAUGGAGAUCUCGCUGGUGAAGAACGCGCAGGCGCCGCGCCACAAACCGCACGAGGUGGAGGAGGCCACGGGCACCCUGAGCAUCACCAGGAAAUGCUUCCGGCACCUGGCGCUGGAUUACGUGCUGCAGAUCAACGUGCUGCAGGCCAAGAAGAAAUUCGAGAUCCUGGACGCGAUGUUGUCCUUCAUGCACGCCCAGUUCACCUUCUUCCAGCAGGGCUACAGCCUCCUGCACGAGCUCGACCCCUACAUGAAGAAACUGGCCACGGAGCUGGACCAGCUGGUGAUCGACUCUGCCGUGGAGAAGAGGGAGAUGGAGCACAAGCACGCCCUGAUCCAGCAGAGGACCCUCCUGCAGGACUUCUCCUACGAUGACUCCAAGGUGGAGUUCAACGUGGAUGCCCCCAACGGGGUGGUGAUGGAGGGUUACCUCUUCAAGAGAGCCAGCAACGCCUUCAAAACGUGGAACAGGAGAUGGUUCUCCAUCCAGAACAGCCAGCUGGUCUACCAGAAGAAGCUGAAGGACGUCCUGACCGUGGUGGUGGAGGACCUGAGGCUGUGCACGGUCAAACCCUGCGAGGACAUCGAGAGGAGGUUCUGCUUUGAGGUCGUCUCCCCCACCAAGAGCUGCAUGCUGCAGGCUGACUCGGAGAAGCUGCGCCAGGCCUGGAUCCAGGCGGUCCAAGCCAGCAUCGCCUCCGCCUACCGCGAGAGCCCCGACAGCUACUACAUCGAGAGGCUGGACAGAACAGCCUCCCCCUCCACCAGCAGCAUCGACUCGGCCACGGAUUCCCGGGAGCGCGGCGGGAAAGGGGAAACGAUCCUGCAGAGGGUGCAGAGCAUCCCCGGGAACGAGCAGUGCUGCGACUGCGGGCAGCCAGACCCUCGCUGGGCCAGCAUCAACCUGGGCGUCCUGCUGUGCAUCGAGUGCUCCGGGAUCCACAGGAGCCUGGGUGUUCACUGCUCCAAGGUCCGAUCCCUGACGCUGGAUUCCUGGGAGCCGGAGCUGCUCAAACUGAUGUGUGAGCUGGGCAACAGCACCAUGAACCAGAUUUACGAGGCGCAGUGUGAGGAGCUGGGGCUGAAGAAACCGACAGCCGGCAGCUCCAGGCAGGACAAGGAGGCCUGGAUCAAGGUGAAGUACGUGGAGAAGAAGUUCCUGAGGAAGCUGCCGGCCGGGGACGCGCUGGCGGACGGCGAGCGCAAACCGCGCCGCUGGUGCGUCGACAAGCGCCAGCGCCGCAGCAGCGGCUCCAGGGCGCCCGCAGCCCGCAGGAAAUACCGCCAGGACCCCGGGAACGCCUCCCCGGCCAUGCUCUCCUCAGCAGCGGCCACCCUGGAGAGGAAAUUCCGCCGGGAUUCGCUCUUCUGCCCGGACGAGCUGGACUCUCUCUUCUCCUACUUCGACACCGGCGCUGGCUCCGGCCCUCGCAGUGCCAGCCACAUCUCCCUGCAGCACCCGCUGGCAGGUGGCCCUUGGAGUGGGAUGGGUCCCCCUGGGUCCCUCCUGGACGGAGGUCUGAGCAGCGACAGCGGCCUGGGAGGGAGCACCGACGGCAGCAGCGACGUGCUGGUGUUCGGCUCCGUGGUGGACAGCGUGACCGAGGAAGAGUGCGAGGUGUCGGAGGAAUCCAGCGGGGAAGCCGAGAUCGAGCAGGAGGCGUCGGAUCUGGAGGACGUGCGGGAGCUGCACCCCGGGCUGGUGAUGUACCGGGCAGCCCAGGCUCGGAACCUGCCCCUGAUGGCCGAAGCUCUGGCCCACGGCGCCGAGAUCAACUGGGCCAACGACGAGGACGAGAGCAAAACCCCUCUGAUCCAGGCCGUGAAGGGGGGCUCCUUGAUCGCCUGUGAAUUCCUGCUGCAGAACGGGGCCGACGUCAACCAGAGGGACUCGAGGGGCCGGGCGCCGCUGCACCACGCCACGUACCUGGGGCACACCGGGCAGGUGUGCCUGUUCCUGAAGCGCGGCGCCACGCAGCACGCGCCGGACGGGGACGGGCAGGACCCGCUGAGCAUCGCCGUCAGCGCCGCCAACGCCGACAUCGUCACCCUGCUGCGCCUGGCGCGGAUGAACGAGGAGAUGCGGGAGGCGGAGGGAGCCCUGGGCCAGCCCGGCCAGUACCCCAGCAACAGCCCCACGGAGCUGCAGUACCGGAAAUGCAUCCAGGAAUUCAUCAGCCUCAACAUCGACGAGUGUUAGGGACAAGUCCCGGACCCCGGCUCCGUCCCCGCGCCGCCCCUGGAUGUGUCCGCGCUUCUCCUGGCCCAUCGCUCGGGGUUUGGAUGCCCGCGCCCCGCAGGAAGGCCGAGGGGGGGUUUUUUUUGCCCCCUCCCCGUGAGCUUUGAGUUCUCAUGUUUGACUACUGGAUGGUUGAAUUUUUAUUUUUAUUUUUAUUUUUUUUCGGGUUGU
This is a messenger RNA of Hirundo rustica (Barn swallow), 2853 nucleotides long. RefSeq names its product ArfGAP with coiled-coil, ankyrin repeat and PH domains 3 (gene ACAP3). Gene Ontology annotation, cellular component: cytoplasm. Gene Ontology annotation, molecular function: protein binding; GTPase activator activity. The record is from RefSeq and is a predicted model, not a curated record. The coding region runs from base 52 to 2643 and encodes 863 amino acids. Lineage: Eukaryota; Metazoa; Chordata; Aves; Passeriformes; Hirundinidae. The transcript has 25 exons.